GCACGAAUGCCCUGUGGGCAAUCACCCAAAACCGUAUACUGCGGCUGCCUAUUGUAGAACAAGCUCUCAAUAUACCACAUAAUAUAAAGAAAGAGGAGAAGAAGGAUGAGACUUAUUUCGACCCGGGCUCGAUCGUCACCGUUGAAGAGGCGCUACGAAUAUCUAAAGAGAACAGUCAACGUGCUGAACAAAUUGCUCGAAUGAACUUAGAGCAGAAGCUUGCGCGGCGGCAGGCGCAGGCGGCCGUUGAAGUCUCUCUCCCACGAGUUGUGAGUAUGAAGAGAAAGCAAAAGGGAGAGUGA
Perkinsus marinus ATCC 50983 is the source of this 302-nucleotide messenger RNA. RefSeq lists its product as hypothetical. Lineage: Eukaryota; Perkinsozoa; Perkinsida; Perkinsidae. The annotation marks the transcript as partial. The transcript has 4 exons. The record is from RefSeq and is a predicted model, not a curated record.